AAGAGAAAAAAACAAAAGAGAAGUGAGACAGAGUAAAUACAAGAGUUUGUGAGGAAGAGAAGCUGUGACCUACUGAUACACAACCAUGUCUACCAGUGAUCCCAAAACUAUUUUACUCUUUAAUCCACCCUUGUUUACAGGAGAAAAUUACAACAUCUGGGCUAUCAAGAUGAAAACUUUUCUAAAGAGGCAAUGGUAUCUGGGACUCAAUAGAGAAUGGUUUAAUCCUCCAAGGCUGCCUAACAAUCCUACGGUAGCUCAGUUGAAGAGUCACUCAGAGUAUGUGGAAAAAGCCUACAAAGCACUUUCUUACAUGCACAGUGGUCUAGUAGAUUCAAUUUUUCCAAGACUCAUGAGUGUAGAAACAGCACAAAUGGCAUGGAAAAUUCUGAAGGAUAAGUUCAAAGUGGUUACAAGAGUUAAAGGCAACAAUGUUGUCUCACUGAAGAGGCAAUUUGAGAUGCUAAAAAUGGCUAAAGAUGAAACUGUUCACCAAUAUUCAACAAAACUUACUAAUUUGGUGAAUGAGAUCAGAACAAAUGGUGGUGAUUUUCCUGACAAAAGAAUUGUUGAGAAGAUCAUGGUUAGUGUUGUAGACAAGUUCGAGUCCAAAAUUUCAACCAUAAAAGAAACUUGUGACUGGGAUACACUGAUUGUUUCUUAGCUUAUCAGCAAAUUAAAAGCUCAUGAACAGAGAUUGAUAAUGAAAGGUGAUGGUGUAACAAUAGAAGGUGCUUCAAAGCUACACAAAGAGCUUCAACCUCAAAUAGCAAACCUUCUCUUGAUAGAAAUGAUAAAGGAAAAUCAAUUGAAAAUCACCUC
Rubroshorea leprosula is the source of this 822-nucleotide messenger RNA. The record is from the annotation of a GenBank genome assembly. Lineage: Eukaryota; Viridiplantae; Streptophyta; Magnoliopsida; Malvales; Dipterocarpaceae.